GGGAAUCCCUUGGUGACCGCCAGGGGCUCCGCGGUCCCUGCACUUUUCCCGGGUACUACGUCACUAGCGUCUUUCGCCUUCUUCCUCAUUCUACUACGUUUCGUCGACCGCGAUCGACCGGUUCUCGAAGUUUAAUAUACCAGCUUUAUCUGAGGAAAUAAUUGUAUCCAACGUGUUCGAAAAUUGUCACUGCUAUUCCUGGGUUAAAGCAUGGAUCUCUCAGAAUCAACGGGUCCAGCAACAAAAACUGCUCGACUUGGUGAUAAAUCAGACUCUCGAUCAUCUAGAAUGCUGAUGAAUUUUGUGGAGGAGGUGAAGCGAAAAAAACCCAAACCAAAGAAUUACCGCUUCCAUUAUGAGUGGGAAAGUGAAUUCCUCUUCACGAUGUCCAACGGCAAAUGCACUUGCCUCAUCUGCCAUGCGACGGUGGCCAUCAGCAAGAAGAGCAACCUGCGACGACAUUUCACCACCAUGCACAAACAAUUCAUCGCUGAUUAUCCCGAGAAUUCAUCUGCAAGGGCCAUGAAGGUGGUCGAACUGAAAUCAAUCUUUCCAUCAUCCACGCUGAUGGAUGAUUGUGCAAACAUGAGGAUGUCGCCAACAAAGUCACCGACGCCAACCAGUACAGCUGAUUACUUUAAUUUCUAUCCUCAGGUAACAUUGAGAGAAAUGUCUGGGUCAACGUGUAUGUCCACCAGCUGUCAGUUGAACAAGCAGACCACUCUGAAGUACCUGAACUUGCCCCAGCCCGAAGACAAGGUGCAAUGUAUGUAUGUAUGGAUUGAUGGAACAGGGGAGCAAUUGAGAGCAAAAACGAAGACCUUGGAUUUUGUUCCUAAACAUCCUAGCGGUAAGUUUUCUUUAUUUGAAAUUCAAGGUCGUCGGGAAGUUAGCCAAAUUUUCAAAUCGUUCAAGAAAGACUUGUUGAAUACUAUUUCCAUGAAGGCAAAAGGUGUUUUUUUUGUUGCUUAGUAUGCUGUUAGCUUG
Parasteatoda tepidariorum (common house spider) is the source of this 987-nucleotide messenger RNA. Lineage: Eukaryota; Metazoa; Arthropoda; Arachnida; Araneae; Theridiidae. The record is from RefSeq and is a predicted model, not a curated record.